CAGGGAGGUGGGGAAGGAGGUGAGGGCGGCGGCGGCGGCGGGGUGUUGGUUACGGUGAUGAACUAUACGGGCGAUGUGCUCAACUUUGGGGUGGGGGUGGAGAAGGCGCGGGCGGCCGGGGUGGAGGUCGAGAUGGUGGUCGUGGGGGACGAUGUUGGGGUUGGGAGGGCGAAGGCGGGCAAGGUCGGACGGAGGGGCAUCGCAGGCACCGUGCUGGUGCACAAGAUCAGCGGGGCGCUGGCGGCGCAGGGACGCGGGUUGAAGGAGGUUGCGAAGGUCGCGAGGUUGGUGGCGGAAAAUCUGGUGAGCGUUGGGGCGAGCUUGGAACAUGUCCAUGUCCCUGGGAGGGCGAAGCCAGAUGUUAACUCGGCCGAGUAUCUGAGGGACGGGGAGGUCGAGAUCGGCAUGGGCAUUCACAACGAGCAGGGAUCGAGCAGGGAGGUGGUCGAGCUGCCGGAGCUGGUGCGGAAGAUGCUGGCGCAGAUGCUGGACCCGAGCGACACGGACAGGGCGUUCUUGAAUGUCAAUUCGAACGAGGUGGUGCUGCUGGUGAACAACCUGGGAGGCGUCAGCGUCCUGGAGAUGGGCGGCAUCGUGACCGAGGUGGUGUCGCAGCUAGAGAAGAGCUACGGCAUCCGGCCGGUGCGCAUCCUCAGCGGCACCUUCAUGACGAGCCUCAACGGGCUCGGCUUCAGCAUCACGCUGCUAAACGUGGUCGACACGGGCAUCGGCGGACCGAGCAUGAUCGACUUGCUCGACUACCCCUGCGAGGCGACCGGAUGGUCGUCGCCAAUAUCGAAACAGACGUGGGAGGAGAAGAACACGGCAACUUUGGAGCAGGACGCGUCCCUGGGGGGGAAUAUCAAGCCCAGCGGCCUGACGAUCGACAGCACUGCCGCGCAGCAGGCACUCACCCGCGCGCUUCAGGCCGUUGUCGCCGUUGAACCAGAAGUGACGCGCUACGACACGGUCGUAGGAGACGGCGACUGCGGAAUCGGACUCAGGAGGGGUGCCGAAGCCAUCCUGACCCACCUGCAGUCGCACCCAUUGUCCGGAGACGCAGUAGUGGACUUAGGCAACAUCGUCCCCAUCGUCGAGAAGGAGAUGGACGGGACGUCUGGCGCGCUCUACGCCAUCUUCCUCAACGCGCUCGUAGCCGCCCUGAGAUCGCAGGGCCAAGGCGAGGCGACACCGAAGGUCUGGGCGGCGGCACUUAGGCAGAGCUGCAGCGCCCUCUCCAGGUACACGCCGGCCCGGCCGGGAGACCGCACGCUGGUGGACGCCCUGUACCCGUUUGUCGAGGUGCUCGAGAAGACGGGGGACGUGAGGCAGGCAGCCCAGGCAGCGCAGAACGCGGCCGAGGGCACCAAGGGCAUGAAGGCCAGCCUGGGCCGGACCGUGUACAUUGGCGGGUCGGGCUUCGAGCAGGUGCCUGACCCCGGUGCCUGGGGGCUUGCGAGUUUCUUCCUGGGGCUGGCUGGGGUCAAGAAUGGCUGACGAGGGGUGGGAGCAGCUGUGAGUGAGCGAGGGAAGAAGUGUACUCUCGUCGGCUGCGAAGCCGGGGACCUAUAAGCAGGUAACAGGCAACGUUGCUCAGGCAGCUGCGAAGUGAAUAUUGGGUUAUUUCCAAGUUUGAAUUGCUGCUUUCGAUGCGUUCUUGUGACCACCAACCCGCAAUGGAUAUAGUGUAUAGCGAUAGUCUGUUUCCGCCGAUAUUCUUCGAGUAGUCAACGGACCAUCCACUCGGUGUUGUCUCCAGUGUUGGCCCUUUAGGUCUGGC
Molecule: messenger RNA, 1780 nt
Organism: Thermothielavioides terrestris NRRL 8126
Lineage: Eukaryota; Fungi; Ascomycota; Sordariomycetes; Sordariales; Chaetomiaceae
Exons: 2
Coding region: 58-1497 (479 amino acids)
Biological process (GO): glycerol catabolic process
Cellular component (GO): cytosol
Molecular function (GO): ATP binding; glycerone kinase activity
Source: RefSeq, a predicted model, not a curated record